Messenger RNA from Guillardia theta CCMP2712, 1197 nucleotides. RefSeq lists its product as hypothetical. The transcript is spliced from 8 exons. The coding region runs from base 221 to 1171 and encodes 316 amino acids. NCBI's taxonomy places the organism in Eukaryota, Cryptophyceae, Pyrenomonadales, Geminigeraceae. The record is from RefSeq and is a predicted model, not a curated record.
AGCGUUGCUACUGUCGAUGGCAGCAACAUGGAAGGGAGAGGAAAGGCGCUGACCAUGAGAGAGGAAGGGAGGAGACGAGUAAGAAGCGAUGAGCAUGCCGUCUGGGCAACCCUCUCCCAGAUGCAGUCGCCGCAAGUUUGAUGAAGACCUCAAGGUUUGCAGCCCAUGAAACCCGAGUAAGUGUAGGAGGUAAGCGUGAGCCCAGUUGGAUCCCAAGGGCAUGACCCGCCAGCAUCUCUCGGACGAGCCCAGUCACGUCGUCGUCAGUCACGUCGUCAUCAAUCACGUCGUCCCGACUCUCACCGACUCCUCCGCUCGCGCCAUCACCGUAUCAACCCAUCAGUCGAGCGGACAGCAGGCUCUUGAACUCGCUCGAGCCAAGGAGGGAUGGCAGUGGGAGGAGAGUGCACGAGCUGAGGUAGCAGCUGAGGUAGCAGCUGAGAAGCACUUCUCCUGCUGGUCCUCGUUUCAUCCUCCAGCAACUCGGCCCAUGAGCCGUCAAACGGCCAUGCAACCCCGCGACACUUUUGCGCGGGGGUUGCGGACUGCGACGAUGCUGACCUCCUCUCUUCUCCUCUUCCUCUGCGUCCUCGCGUUCCAACACUCUCCGCACGCUGACCUUCUUCCGAGCCUCUCUGCUGCUUCUACCCAGCAGAGUCAUCCGGAUGCUGCCCAGGCUGCGGAACAGGCCAGCAACAACGCGAUGCACUGGGAAGCGAAGGUGAAGCAAUACUACCAGCAGCAGUACAAGCAGGGAAAGAUAGCGCAGGUGCCUCUCAUACCAGACCUCAACUCUCAUGCCCCGUCGAGCACCCUGCAGCCCUCAGCUGACAGUCGCUUCAAGCCUCCUCCGCCUGUUACUCUUCCCAAGCCGAAGCCCUACCGCAACCCAUGCACGACAUGCAAAGCCAUAGACGUCGGCGAGCACGCGACCAAGCAGGUGUCGCCGAUACAAGACGAGAAGCAGCCGAGCGAGCGAGCUACCCCCGCCAAGACUGACCAUCACCAUGAUCAUCGGCACUCCGAGCCUGCCAGCAGCCCCACUGAGGAGCACGAGGAGACGAAACCUUCUUCCUCAGACCCUCGGCUAUGGAUCACGCUCUUGUGCUGUAUGUUGAUGAUCGGAAUCAUCAUGACUCACUCGUCACUCUUUUCCGAGCCACGGGAUUGAUUUUCUUUUAUUCUUUCCAUUCUUAC